AUGAUAUUUAUCACAUAAAUUUCUCGCACCCUCUAUUGACAAAAAGGCGAGUGAUACAUUCACCCCUUUUUGCACCCCCUCCAUCCCCUUGCUGCUGGAGCGCAAAUUGGCACAGUGAGGAAGGCGUGGCGUUCUCCAAACAGGCACCACCACAAACGCAGGUCGGUCUGUGGUUUCUCGCGGGCAGCCUAACCAGUAUGGCCAGCCGCUGAUUGCGAGCCAAGGGGAGACAUGGUCGAGGUGCCGAGCCGGCGGGAGGAGCUGCUCCAAGGGUUGAUGGACAAAACCCGCUCUGGUCUGCAGUCGGUGUUGCGGCCGUCGACGUCGAGGACACGGCUCUUCAACGGACUCAGCUCGCGCCUCGAGUCGGCGCUGUCAAUCCGAUCAAACAGCUCGGACCUGCAAACGCCUUGCGAGGAAAAGCCGCAAAUUGACGUCAGCAACGAGAACCCUGAGAAGGAGAUACGAGUGAACAGUCCCAACGGGUCCAUUGUGGCGAGCGGCGCCGAUCCCUUUGAGCGCCUCACUUACAAAAUUGAUGCACAAAGCAGUGGCUCCGACAACGAUGGAUAUGGGCCAAGCACUCUCAGCGUUGAAUCGGAUAAGAAGCAGUACAUCCAAUCAGGUUCGGAGGGGUCGAUCCAGUCAUGGGCUUCAAGUUUGAGUUUGGAUUCACAAACCGAUGAAGCGACAGUGGAGGCCAUCGAGUUUAUGAAAAUUUUCGUGGCCACGUUGUUCAGUGAUAGCAACUCAAUAAAUAGGGAUCAGAAAGCUGCCUUCGGUAAAUUUGCCCAGGAUGAGCCUGGGAGGCUGUGGUUUGCCCGGUUUGUCAAUGCUCAAAGAGCACAACAUAAAAGAGUGCCUGAAUCAACCUUCUUCAGCCUGGCUCAGUACUUUGCCAUAAUUUUAUUUGAGUGCGCUGACUCGGACGACUUUGGGCCUGCUAAAACCUUAAUGAACAUGUGUUUCACCUUUUAUUACGAAUCCAAGGGUCCGCCACCAAUGCGGCAGUACAUAUUCACUGUGCUCAAAGAUCAGCCCAUCUUUCAUUCGUUGCGCUUUUGGAACGCAGCCUUUUUUGAAGCGCUGCAAGGGGAAAGAUCGGUCAGGCCAGUGGCUACGAGAGAAGAUGUUCUCAACAACCAGAUGGAAGCAAUCACAGAUGAGAGAGCAUAUCAGGAGAACAUCACUUUCGGCCAGUUGGGCACGUUUACAAGCAAUAUGCAUGCCUUUGGGCUGACGAAAGAUAUGUUAAUGGAGUUCUUGAGAAAACAGUGCACAAUCGCUAGUCUCAGCGAGGAGCAAGAAAAAAUGCUGCGGGAUAACUUAGACGAUUUGUAUGUCACGGAACCAACAUGCCAACCUACUCCAACAAAGUCGCUUUGGCACUCCUGAAUUGCUUCUUUCCAAUCCAUCUUCCCCAGACUUCGAAUUAGACAUUUAACUUGAAAAAAUUGAUUAAUAAUUACUACUGUAAUAAUAUCAAUCGAACGAGACCUUGAAAUGCAAUUAAUGCGCCUUGAACUUUACUUUUGCCUAUAGAAAGUAGAAAUAGUUAUAUAAACUGGAAAGCAACUAACUAUAGUGGCCGUCAUUUUUGUUCAUCGACAAUAACACAAUAACUAUCCAGAGCCAUUUAAAUAAUGAGCUCCCAGAAUAAAUCAUGCUAACAUGUUAUGACUAUAGCUGAUAAUAUAAUAAUGUUGCCCUGUGAUUUUUUUUAAUUGCAAUCAUGGCGAAUAAAGUUUUCUAUCUCUGCCAUA
This is a messenger RNA of Cloeon dipterum, 1763 nucleotides long. RefSeq lists its product as uncharacterized. Bases 232 to 1395 code for a protein of 387 amino acids. The transcript has 8 exons. The record is from RefSeq and is a predicted model, not a curated record. Lineage: Eukaryota; Metazoa; Arthropoda; Insecta; Ephemeroptera; Baetidae.